AAGAAAAGUAUAAAACGUGAAAGCAUGAAGAUGAUGACACCUUCACUUGUAUCCCUUGUUAUACUGAUCAUAUUUGCCUCAGUUGUUGAGCAGACCAGAGCAAGUAUCUGCGUCGAUAACCUAGGCCACUGCAACGAUUGUGACCAAAGAUGUAAGGCCAAACACGGUGCAUCGGGUAUAAGCAGAUGUGACGGUCCGGUUGGAAUGUCGUUGUGCACUUGCAGUUACGAGUGUCCAAAGUUUUGCAGGAUUGGGCUUGGCAAUUGCGGUGAAAGUUGUAAUGACCAAUGUUGUGAUGCAAAAUGCGCACAAAGUUACAAUAGUGGACAUGGAAUUUGUGACACCCAUAAUGAAAUUAGUCUGUGCCAAUGCAAGUACCCUUGUAGCGAUCCUAAAACAAGACUAUAA
This is a messenger RNA of Camelina sativa (false flax), 408 nucleotides long. The record is from RefSeq and is a predicted model, not a curated record. Lineage: Eukaryota; Viridiplantae; Streptophyta; Magnoliopsida; Brassicales; Brassicaceae.